GAGAGAGAGGGAGAGACAAGGAAAGAGAGAGGGAGGUCAGAAGGCAGAGAAGGAAAGGGAGGAGGAAUGGACAGGAGAGAAGGAUGUGGUGGAACCGAGAGAAGACACAGGAAAUUGGCAACCUGUCUUUUUGCUUGGAGACGCCUGUUAGAGACUCAGGGGUCUCUCUGUGGGAGGAACGGCACUCGUCCCUCUCCCCUUGUGUUCACUGGGGCAUGAGCCUGUCUCUUGUCUUGGAAAAAGAGAAGGGAAGGAGACUGAGAAGUCGAGCAGAAGAGCGCUAAAGACGACGGAGGAGAGAGGAAAAGGAAACGAAGGCGCUCCCCACGAGGCAGAAAGCGAGACAGGAAACGGCAAGCCGCAAAGAUGCUGAAGAAAACGGGUGUGGACGCAGGGUAGGAAGCGGCGAAAGAAGACGAAAUUCAAGCGUUGAGUAUCCGCCAAGCGAGAGGCACAAGGGAGGAAAAACAGCAGACACGGAAACACGGUCGUUGGUGUGCUUUAGCGGCAGGUCACUCGGAAAAUAGUUUUUUCUGCAUCUUUUCCUCUCCUCCAUCUCGCUCGACACUGAACGCCCUGCCCGUCCUGUUUGCAGGUGGCUUGUGCGAGCUCGCUGAGAGCGUCGCUCAGGGAAGAACGCCCCCGAGGGCUACAUGGUGCUCCCGACCGACAUGAGUGAACACUAAAGAAAAGGCACGCUCUCAUUCACGCAGGAAAUCGCCGGCGCCGUCCCCUGUUGGUCGGUUGAGGGCGACGAACGGAGAAAAAGCUAGCCUGCCGCCUAGCUGCCUCACGUCCGAAAAGAAAACGCCUCAUUCAGUUGCACACACGUUGAGAAACCGACGCAAUGUGGUGACGGCAUCCAUCCUUAACUCGACAUGCAAAUACUCGCAAUUUUCCGAUCGUCGCGUUUCCGCAUGUGCAGAUGGGCUGCGCUUGGCUCGUCAUUGAGGAGGGUUUGAAGGUGGAAAAAAUCGCCCGCUGCAGUGAGUCACAGAAGCAGUUCAGCGCCGGCUGUUGGCGCAGUCGAUUGCUGGCUGCCAGAGGCCGAGAGGCGCUUGCCUGCCUUCUGCAGAAAAGGCAGCGCCGUCACUCUCGCACUUCAGCUGCACAAAUCUUAAUCGAAUGCUGAGACCUCAUGGCACAAAGCAUCAAGAACCCUCUACACACGGCUCUUCGACAGACACCCGGUUGUCCGUGGGCAACAUCAUCUGGGACCGAAAUCUGCAAGGCAGGCGCGCGAGCGCGUCCUUCGCGCUUUCCGUGGCUCGCAGAGAGGAACGCUUUCCUUGUUUCCCGUCUUUGCCUCGGCCUUCAUAAGUUUCCCCUCGAUCAUCUGGCACUUGCAGGGCAGCCAUCCUUCGCAGAUCGUCCGUUCAGGUGUACGUACACUCGAAGUUUCGCGGAGUCUCUGCCGCGAGCGUCGAGUGAGCUCGGCGCCUUCGCGCGCGUUUCGUUAGCUCCGUUUGCCGGGAGGCCUUUUCUUGCAUUUUCGGCGCCUUUUCGCAGAGACCGCGAGCUGCAGACACAGCGAGGCUCGGCCUUUCCACGCCGCUCUCCGUCUUCCUUCCGCUUUUUUCCGAACGUUUUUCUGCGAGAACCUCGAGGUUCGCCGCCAAAUCCUUCCCUCGGCCUGAGCCGCGAUCCGGACUGUCUGCCACAGUUCCUUCUUCAGGCGUCUUUGGCUCUCUAUCUCUCUUUCCGAGCAUCGAGUCCACUCGCGUAGGCAUGAGCACCGUCGCGAGUUCCCGCGUCUUGUCGAUUUUUCCUUUCUCCGGGAGAAUGUCCUCCGGAAGUCUACCUUCUCAACACUAGGAAUGGCGCAAACACUCGCGCCUGCCGCCCGUUUUCCUCCGAAGACCGCUGCUGCCCUCCAGCCAGCGCACACCACAGAGAGAGACGCGGCAGAUUCGGAACUCGCCCGGUGACUGUUUCUCUGCUAUUUUUCAGAGAACUGACCCGGCGACGGUCAACGUAGGGCGGUUUCAGCUUGGAGCAAAGUGUCUCCUGCAUGCGAGUCUGAGGCGGCCUUCGCAAGCGAAUGACUGCUACUGCAGCAACGCCGAAGCACCUUUUUCUUUCACAAGCGCUGUAAAUGUGCAUGCUUUCGUCUCUCUAGGGAGACAGACAGAUACGCAGAUCUACGAACGGUCGAGGCGUACGCAUGCAAGGGCUACUCGGGUCUGGGGGUGAGAGGAAAGUAGGAGGGACAGGAACUAGGGAGGAGGAUUCACGAGGUGAGUCACCUCAAUAGCGGCGCCCGUCUGAGGAGUAACAUGACACCAGAACAAGGUCUUGGAGAAAACGACAAAAGACGCAUGUUUGAGUCUCAGUCCCCUCCCGUUCGGGGAGUCUGGAAUGCCCCCCUUCGUGCUUGGAACUUUCCCCGCUGUCUUUCGCGUCCUCUCACACCUCGCCUCGAAGUCGACGCAUCCCGCCCGUGCCUCAGGAGCGAGAGCAGUGCGUUUAUGAACUGUCGAAAUCUGCCUUGUCCUUGCUCUGUUCUCUUCCACGCCUCCGCGAGUCUGGGCCGCGCUGAGAGUCUCACCAUGGCUGCUUGCUGGAAAGACAAUGGUCUACGCCUCUCUCUGUGUCGUUUCCAACUUCUCCAUCCUUGCCAUAUCUGACGCUGCUGGUCCACCUCUGCUUUCAUGGACGCACUCUUUCUGCAUCCAGUGAGUGAACGACGUUCGAACCUCCUUUCUCCGUCGCUAAACUCGCUGACCUUCCACCUCACUACGUCGUCUCUCACUGUCUGGUCGGCUUUUUCCUUGUCUUUCUCUCCCGCUUCUUCGGAUUGUGCCUUCCCCUUUCAUUCCUCCGCUUUUCUUCUUCCUCUCCUUCUCUCUUCUUCUUUUCUAUGCUUUUCUUCUCCAUCCACCCUGCUCUUCUUCUCCACUGCUGCGGCUCGAUAUUUGCCUGGCGAGGAAGACGUUUUUCCAAUUUCUUAAGAAGCAAGAUGGAAUCCGAGGGCGCGAGGGUGGGGACGCCGGAGGGGACAGACAACAAUGUCCGACGGCCUGAAGAGGAGAAAGGGAGAGAAGGCGAGAGGAAUGGAUUUCUCAAGUCUUGCGCACUGUGCCUUCGAGGCCUCGGAUGUGCCUGGUGCUGCCAAGACUUCGACGCUUAUGAACUUUCUCAUGAAGAAGAGUUCACUCUCCACGUCUUAAGCUCCGCUGCAUGCGUUCCUUACAACCCUGAUGAUCCAGAGCAAGAAAAGGUUCUGCUGCAAUUUUACGACGCGGUGGUGAAUCCCGCACAGUCACUUCCUCCAGAAGCCGAACGAGACUGGAAGGCAAUCGGUUUCCAGAGUCAGAACCCGCGCACGGACUUCCGAGGUGGCGGCCUGCUGUCGCUGCAGCAGCUCCUUUUCUUCGCACAAAAUUUCCGUGAAGAGAUGCUCGUUCUCGUCGAGAAAAGCAAACGAGAUAGUUUCCCCCUCGCGGCCAGUCUCAUCAAUGUCACGCAUAUGCUGGGGACCUUCUUCGACCUGUACGACGACCAUCACAUGAUGACAGGGACGUCGAGUGCUGCGGCGCGAGCUUCGCCUCGCUGUCUGAAGAAUUUCACAAAGUUGUGUGUCUCUGCAGCGAAGUCUAGGUCGCGUUCGCGGACGGUGACUCUUCGGACGUUCACGAUUUGUUCGUCCUCGCAGCUGCGAUCUCUUCACCCGUCGUCGGCAGAUCUGGACUCGACAGGGGAACGUCGACCGGAAUCGGGGGAUGACCGUAGUCCCUCGUCAGCUAGGUCAGGAGGUCUGGCUAAGGGUGUGGGUGCGUCGACAGGAGACUCCGGGCUCUCGUUGGCGUCCUCGGGUGUCCUGUAUGUGUUCAACUUCCUCUUUUCAUGUACGGUGAUUCGUCUGGAUCGUGAGAUUGAAAAGCGACGUGGAUGGAGCAAGAGCUCAGCAAGUGCGAUUGACGAAAAGACACCCAGCGCAUGCACUUGGGCCUCUCCAGGCGAAGCGAGUGGGUUGGCGGGGAAGCUGGCGCGCCUACCGUCGGAGUCAACUGCGCUGUCAGGAGGCGCCUCUGGGAACGCCGUCGAGGCUGAGGAAGCGCAUGGAGAAGGCGUGGACGAGAGCCAGCCUUUGCUGCUUGGGCGAGAGGCGGACGGCGAAGCUGGCGAAGUAAAUGCACAGAGUAAGUGCGAGAGCGAGGACGAGAAAGGGCAAUCCUCCGGCGGCGAAGUGCCACGGAAGAACCGUGGAAGUAUGGCAGACCUCAUGAUGCAUUUGAAGAAACCGGGGCUGGACCUACCUCUCGCAUCCCGGGCGUUUCACUCAUUGCAGGGCGGAGACACUUCGCCUGUGGGUCAAAGAGGCUCCACCAUCUUCGUCUUCGCCGACAGCCUCGUUGCAUGCAGGGUCGCUGUCGAGGAACUCCUCAGUUCAGGACAGGUUCACACCGUCGAGGACUUGCGAAAGCUCACUGAAGUCGUGUAAAGAACGCGCACUCAACUGGCUGCGUUCGUUUGUACAUACAGAUCAAAGGGUAACGGGGAAAGAACCGACCAGAUUGCGGCAAGGAUGAGAGGGAAUGAAGGGCAGAAUCAGUCACGAGACCCGCUUGUCCGUCCGAAAGGACAGAGGAAGCCGCAGAUGCAGAUCCACGAGCGGAUGCAGAGAGACGCAUGCGAAACACGACAGUGUGUGACACAUGCAGCUUCCGUCUGUCCAUACAAUGGAAAUUAGCCUGGAGAUUCCUGUUCUGGGCACCUCGUUGUCCUCUAUCUGUGAAAGAAAAGCCUUUUUCAAGGCUCCCGUGGCUGAGGCCUCGCCGGCUGUUUCAAUGUCGAGGUCGUAGAAAACGACGCGACAGUCUCGAAUGAACAGCCUCGUUUUUGGACUUCAGAACAACCUGUCAGUGGUGAGCUGUGCUUUCCUCAGUGAAAAAGACACAGAGGGAAGCGAGCGCGCCAGUCUCAGGGGGCAUUUCAUCGAAAUGAUAAGCCGUUACGUUCUAUUUCACAGCAGGGAGGUAAAUUGGUCGACACGUUGAAAAGAACUCGAGAGUUUGUGUCUCACCUCCGCGAGGGUCUGCUCUGCGGACGCUCGCGAGAAAAGGCCUUGGUAUUUCAUGCGCGACGGGUUUAGGCCUUCGAAGGUCGAGCAUCUCUAUUUAAUGGGGAACUUUCGUGAAGACGACGCAAAAGAAUGGACUGUCUACUCUUGUUAAAAACAACAGUGUGGCAGCGCGUGUGUCAACCAAUGAGAAGAGAUUCGCCAGCUGUAAUUUUUCAUUUUUCUGGCCGAGUUUCUUCCGUUUGUUACCUCACUUUCCAGUGCCGUUCCGUUUCAAGUUGUGAUGGACGCUACCGUAAAGGGUGCGCGCUCAAGGGGCAAGAAAUUUUCUUUUCUGUAUCGACUGGGCGACGGACAGGACGAGGAUCCUGGCGGCCGCCAACGUCUUGCAGUUUCGAUGGUUUUUGCGUGUGUCAGCAGCGCUUCUUUGUCCUUUUUGCAGUGCCCGCUUAUCGACAUCCUGCACGAAUAAACGGCGGGAUCGGCACGCUGUUGCCUUGACGCGACCGAUUUAUGUUACUCCACGUUCCUUUAGUGUGAAGUGAGUAAAACUGGGCGAAUGAUACAUUCCAGCACAAUGACUAUGAGGCUGUCUUUAGCUGUGGUGUGUGUAUGCGGCAAAGCACGCUUCGGAAGGGGCAAUGGGCCGAUGUUCCGGUCUUGGAUUUGUACUUUGCCGUCAGUGGCGUGAUCAACCGAGUGCGGUUCGACGGCGUUUGCCUCACAUUUAUUGAGAUGGGAUGGAACAAUGAAAAAAACGGGCACAUCGUCGUGGGGAGUGAACGUAUCUGUCGAACGAACUUGAAACUCCGGUCUGUUCGCUUACACAGUGCCUGUCGCAGCAGUUGACUGGUAGUGUAAAGAUCAGGAAACUCGUCACGCCUUGUGCGCGUGGCCACUGCUGAGAGUGGCCUGUGGUUCUACGGCCCCCAAAGACGCUGUUUCCCGCCAUUUUCGCUGAGCUAAAUCCUGUCGGUUGUCGAGUUUGACAGAACUCAUUUCGCGUAACGACUAUGAUUCGAUUCUUGCCCUGCCCACAGGAGGUUGUCUUUUUUUCCAGGAAUGAAGACUGUCGAUCACCUACGCACUGCACGAAAAAAACAGUGUUUUGUAUGUCGAUACGCGAGAUCGUGUCCAUCCAGUCAGAACAGCUUGAACACUGCCAGGAACCGUACAGAAAGCCACC
This is a messenger RNA of Toxoplasma gondii ME49, 6209 nucleotides long. Its product is annotated as ELMO/CED-12 family protein. Bases 2861 to 4444 code for a protein of 527 amino acids. The transcript has 4 exons. Lineage: Eukaryota; Apicomplexa; Conoidasida; Eucoccidiorida; Sarcocystidae. The record is from RefSeq and is a predicted model, not a curated record.